This is a messenger RNA of Mya arenaria, 3117 nucleotides long. RefSeq lists its product as uncharacterized. The coding region runs from base 947 to 2518 and encodes 523 amino acids. The record is from RefSeq and is a predicted model, not a curated record. The transcript is spliced from 4 exons. Gene Ontology annotation, cellular component: membrane. Lineage: Eukaryota; Metazoa; Mollusca; Bivalvia; Myida; Myidae.
AUCUCUUAUUUCUGCCUGCCUCGUUUGAUACAAGGAAGUAGAGCCGAUACCAGGUACUUGAUAAACUGAGAGAUGUUCUAACACUUGGUAUAUCGCACUUAGCAUUGUGAAAGAGAGGGACAGACGACGGAUUCGAGUCAACGCUUGAUGUAUUCUGUCGAAAUUUCCCCAUAAACCACAACACUCGAAUACACACGAAAGACUUCCUGCGUUGUUCUUAAAACCAAAUGACUUCAUUUAGAGAUUUAUCCAAAUCAGGAACCCGGAAAUAAAGCCAAUACGCUGUCACAGACAUCGGUGAGAUCAAUAAGCGGGAAACCAGGAAGUUAUCAGUUAUUUAACUUCAGCGCACACUCGUUACAAGGAGUAUUUGGAAUGAGUGAUAUAAGACUUGAUUCUCACUGGAGUAUGCCGUCUUGAGAGUUAUUAUUAUUCAGGUUGAAAUAAUUUAUGUUAAAAAAAAACAACAUUUUAAUAAUUCAAAAAGGACAUAAGAGAUGUUAUUUGAAUCCAUGAGAAACCUUAUCAAAACAUAAUAGAAGCCGGAAGAAAAAACGUCAUUGGAUUACAGUUCGCGUUAAUAUCAUCUCCAUAAAGACCCAGCUAAUAGAAUAACCUUAAAUCAAGCGAAGUUUAAGUUUAGUGGUUGUCUGGCAUCUAUUGCCAGGAGAAGAAAGAUUGACCUUGUGCGGGAGAAAUAAAUAUGUAAGGUUAUUUGAGUGCCAUUGGUUAGAAUAAUGCGGAAAUAGAAGUUCGUUGAGACGCGUGUUCAAUACUGCGAGAGACCAAAGUCUUUGAUUGAAAUUAAUGUUUUAGCGAAGCUAAGGGAAUAUAAAAGCGGAUUUUGAUGCUUACUUUGCAGAGCAAAAUGGAGUUAAUCAGAGAAUGAGUUUCUAGUCAUGCGUAUAGCGGAUUUUUGGAAACUGGAGUUACGAUUUAGUGAGACAUGAAUGAUAUAUACUUGGACAUUAUGGUGAUAUCGCUAACUCUCAACUGGUGUGUGCUGUCAUUUAAUUUAGUGCCGCGGCUGAGAGUUCGAAUCGCAGCAUCUUCUCUUAUGAGCGGAUGCUGUCGGCUGUUGGCGAUUUGUCGAAUGUUUGAAGAAAGGCCCUUGCUUUUAUCGAAAAUAUUUACAGAACAAAUCCUGACUUGGUCACUGGUGAUUUUAAGUAUGGUUGCGGUCUCUGCAAGUGACGUCAUUAAGCACCCAUUUCACGUGGAAAACGCUGACGGACAUUGGUACGUGAAAUUCAUCACCGUGAUAUUUGCUAUAAAUAUUGGGCGAUACUUAUUUAUAUUCAUGGAAACAUUGUUUUCUAAACGCUCCAAAAGCAAAAGCCAGUUCCGGGCCCAGUUUAUACACCAUAUUGUGACAAUUGUAUGCUAUGCAAUAUUUCUAGUCACACGACAGAAUUUAUUACUUGGAUUAAUAGGCGUAUUUAUUGAAACUACUAAUAUUUUUGACGAAAUUGGACGGAUUUUUAAACAACAGGGAAAGACAAAUACGCCUUUUUUUCGACGGGUUGUUACUAUAGGUUGUGUGUUUACUGUGACGUUCAGGGGAAUCGUUCCGACUACGUUUUUAGUGAUGGCGAUGUUUCAACAGUCACCGUUCACGAUGAGUACGCCGACGCUUAUGAUAUUUUUCCUCAGCAUGAUAUUUUAUUCUGUGAUGAAUGUGUGGCAGAUCUUGGCUAGUCUACAACGCUUCAAGAAAUACAUGUUACAAAAAACGCCGCAUGACGAGUCACCAACGUCUUUCGAAUUACGCACGGUAGAAGAUCGAUCACCAUAUCGGACCGGAAAAACAUUACUUUUAUCGAAAAACAACCUUGGGUAUCUGAGACCAUAUGAUAAUAAAAAUAUUGCAUUUCAAAACAAUAGCAUCAAAGAAAACAUUGGCAAUAAAAAGGAUACUGCAAAAGAAGCCAUACAAUUAAAAAUAGAUCCAGUUUCGUACUUUGAAGAGAAGCGAAAACUAUCAGAUAUUGCUGAAUGCCAGGAUCACGUCAUUGAAAAGGAAGAACAUUCAAACAAUUCGAACGAUUCAGGUAUAUCGCUUAAUGUUGAUGAGGGUGCAGUUAAAGACCGGGAUGUUUUUAAAAUGACUAAAAACAGUAUCAGAAGAAAACCACAGACACAAAACGAAAAAAGAAAACAGAGGAACGACUCAACUGAAAUUGAAAACAACAAUAGCCACGAUGCCAACACGAAUGUGUUCAAUGUAACAGACGUAAGAGAUGAAGUGUAUAUAAAAAACAAUGCGUGUAAAAUGAACGAACGUGUUAAUUACGACGGAGAAAGUUCGAACGUUUUUUCUAUGGAGCUACAACAUUUACGGAUUAGUAAUAGUAGCGAGGAUUCAAAUAAUUCAGAGGUUUUACUUUUGAACUUUUCUCCGCCGAAAAAUGCAAAAAGUCAAAGCACAAGCGCUAUUGUUCACGCAUGCGCAGAAGAGGAACCCCGUGUUCACAGUUACAGAAGUCUUUCGGUAGACCAUUUAGCAGACUUUCUUUGACAAUUAAGCGCAAGAAAGAUUAAAAAUAAAACAUAUUUUGUUUUGUUCUUUGCACAGCCAUACUCAAGUACACAUCAUAUAAGAACAAAUUAGUCACCACGUUUUCAUCAUACAGUCGAAACCCGUUGACUCGAACUCGCUUGGCUCGAUUUUCUCGUUGGCUCGAACUUGAUUUAGAGGACCGAUUUCUUUUUAUUGAAGGUUAACAAUCCCGCUUGGCUCGAACUAACUGAUGCUCGAAGUAUUUUUGCCGGUCCCUGGGAGUUCGAGCUAACGGGGUUCGACUGUAUAUUUCUUCCUUUUUCUGUUGUUUGUUUUUCACGCGGCAUUACGAAAUUAACAGUGAGUUGUAAUCGCAUACUUGUUAACAAGAAGCUGUCAAUAAACUGGUAUUUUUUGCAUAAUAAAACACCUUUUUGUCAAGUAACACUUGUUCUUCCUCUUUAAUCUGUGUUAAACCAGGAAGUCAAUAAGAGUAUCGUAUCGUUAUCACAUCAGGUAUUUUGUGCAUCGAUGAAUGAAUUUCUGUACUGUAUGUCAUAAACGAGAGAUAACGAUUAGUUAUAUUGAGUUAAACAGAUAAUAAAGGGACUCACUCA